AUGGCUGAGGCCAGUAUUUCAGUAGCUCAGGAUCAUUUCAGCUGUCCAGUGUGUCUGGAUCUCCUGAAGGAUCCGGUGACUACCCCCUGUGGUCACAGUUUCUGUAAGGUGUGUAUUAAUGGCUGCUGGGAUCAGGAGGAUCAGAAGGGCGUCUACAGCUGUCCUCAGUGCAGAGACACUUUCACUCCAAGGCCUGUUCUUCGCAGAAACAACAUGCUGGCUGAAGUGAUGGAGAAACUGAAGAAGACUGAAGUCCAAGCUGCUUCUCCUGCUCACUGUUACACUGGACCUGGAGAUGUGGAGUGUGAUUUCUGCACCUGGAAAAAGCGCAAAGCCAUAAAGUCCUGUCUGGUGUGUGUUGCUUCUCUUUGUGAAAAUCAUUUUAAAUCACAUCGUGAAAUUCCUGCUUUGAAAAAUCAUACAGUAGGUGAAGCCUCAACAAAUCUACAAGAAAAGAUCUGCUCUGAACAUAACAAGCUGAUUGAGAUUUACUGCCAUACUGAUCAAACCUGCAUCUGUUAUUUGUGUAUGAUGGAUAAGCACAAAGGACACGACACUGUCACAGCCGCAGCAGAAAGAGCUGAGAAACAGAGUGAGUUAAAGGAGGAUCAGAUGAAAUUCCAGCAGAGAAUCCAGGAGAAGCAGAAGAAGGUGCAGGAGCUGAAACAGACUGUGAACACUAUAAAGCUCAGUGCACAGACAGCAGUAGAUGACAGUGAGAGGAUCUUUACUGAGAUGAUCAGCUCCAUGGAGAAAAAGCGCUCGGAGGUGACGGAGCUGAUCAGAGCUCAGGAGAAGGCUGAACUGAGUCCAGCUGAACGACUCCUGGAGCAACUGGAGCAGGAGAUUGCUGAUCUUCAGAGGAGAGACACUGAGAUGGAGCAGCUUUCACACACACACGAUCACAUCCAUUUCCUCCAGAGUUUCCAGUCUGUCUCUUCUGGACACGAGGACUCAAGCAUCACUGUUAGUCCACGUCUCUCAUUCGACGAUCUGAGGAAGUAUCUCUUGGACAUGAAAACGCAACUUGAGGAAUUUUGCCCUGCGGAAUUUAAAAUCUCUCUCUGUGAUUCUCCGGUUCAGAUGACAUCAGUCUCAGAGCCAGAGAGCAGGGAAGACUUUUUGAAAUAUUUCCGUUUUCUGACUCUGGAUCCCAACACGGUAAACCAGCACAUCAUUCUGAGUGACGACGACCGAAUGCUGAGACACAGCUGGAGAGACCCGGAGUACUUUGACCAUCCAGAGCGGUUUGACUACCAGUGGCAGGUGCUGUGUGAGGAGAGAGUGUGCGGACGUACUUACUGGGAGGUGGAGUGGAUGGAAGAGGACAAUGUGGAAAUAGCCGUGGCGUACAGAGGGAUCAGCAGGAAAGCACAACAAAACGAAUCUCUCUCACUCUCUUUGUCACCCUGUGAGUUCAGGAAAAUGGCUGAAGCUAGUAUUUCAGUAGAUCAGGAUCAGUUCAUCUGUCCAGUGUGUCGGGAUCUCCUGAAGGAUCCGGUAACUACCCCCUGUGGUCACAGUUUCUGUAAGGUGUGUAUUAAUGGCUGCUGGAAUCAGGAGGAUCAGAAGGGCGUCUACAGCUGUCCUCAGUGCAGAGACACUUUCACUCCAAGGCCUGUUCUACGCAGAAACAACAUGCUGGCCACAGUGAAGAAUCUGAAUAAGACUAAAUUCCAAGCUGCUUCUCCUGCUCAAUGGAGAACCAUUGGACCUGGAGAUGUGGAGUGUGAUUUAUGCACCAGGAGAAAACACAAAGCCGUCAAGUCCUGUUUGGUGUGUGUGGCUUCUCUUUGUGAAACUCAUCUGAAACCUCACUAUCUAUCUCCUGCUUUUAAGAACCACACAUUAAUCGAAGCCUCAGCAAAACUAAAAGAGAAGAUCUGCUCUGAACAUGAGAAGCUGAUGGAGAUGUACUGUCGUACUGAUAAAACCUGCAUCUGCUUUAUGUGUACGAUGGAUAAACACAGAGGACAUGACACUGUCACAGCUGCGGAAGAAAGAGCUGAGAAAGAGAGUGAGUUAAAGGAGGAGCAGAUGAAAUUCCAGCAGAGAGUCCAGGAGAAGCAGAAGAAGGUGCAGGAGCUGAAACAGACUGUGAACACUAUAAAGUUCAUUGCACAGACAGCAGUAGAUGACAAUGAGAGGAUCUUUACUGAGAUGAUCAGCUCUAUGGAGAAAAAGCGCUCGGAGGUGACGGAGCUGAUCAGAGCUCAGGAGAAGGCUGAACUGAGUCGAGCUGAACGACUCCUGGAGCAACUGGAGCAGGAGAUUGCUGAUCUUCAGAGGAGAGUCACUGAGCUGGAGCAGCUUUCACACACACAUGAUCACAUCCAUUUCCUCCAGGCUUUAGCUUCUGGACGUCGGUCUUCUCUAUUUGACAGACCAAAUUUUGACGGGUCCAGCGUCACUGUCCCUCAACAUCUGUCAUUUGAUGGAGUGAGGAAUUCUCUCUCAGAUCUGAAGAAGAGACUGGAGGAAUUCUGUGAGGAGGAACUCAACAAAAUCCCUCCACAUGCUGUAGCAGUUCAGAUUAUUUCAAUACCAGAGCCUCAGAGCAGAGAAGAGUUUCUGGAAUAUUUCUGUUAUCUGACUCUGAAUCCCAACACGACACAUCGUAUCCUUAUUCUGUCUAAGAAGAACAGAAUGGUGAGAGUCAGUAAAGGAGAGCAGCAGUACUCUGAUCAUCCAGAGAGAUUUGACUCCUGGCCUCAGGUGUUGUGUAAGGAGAGUGUGUGUGGACGCUGUUACUGGGAGGUGGAGUGGAGCGGUACUGGUGUUGUGUUGAUAUCAGUCUCAUAUAAAGACAUCAGCAGGAAAGGAGAUGAUGAUGAGUGUGGGUUUGGAAACAACAAUCAGUCCUGGAGUCUGCGAUGUUCUUCGUCUUCUCUCUCUUUCUAUCACAACAACGUUCAGACUGAUCUCAGAGUUCCAUCAUCCUCCAGAAUAGGAGUGUAUGUGGAUCACAGUGCAGGAACUCUGUCCUUCUACAGCGUCUCUGACACCAUGAAGCUCCUCCACAGAGUCCACACCACAUUCACUCAGCCUCUAUACGCUGGGUUUGGAACUGACUGUUUGUUUGGUUUUAUAUCUGUGAGAUUGUGUGAUCCAAAAUAA
Hemibagrus wyckioides is the source of this 3117-nucleotide messenger RNA. RefSeq names its product E3 ubiquitin/ISG15 ligase TRIM25-like. The transcript has 12 exons. Gene Ontology annotation, molecular function: zinc ion binding; protein binding. The coding region runs from base 1 to 3117 and encodes 1038 amino acids. The record is from RefSeq and is a predicted model, not a curated record. Lineage: Eukaryota; Metazoa; Chordata; Actinopteri; Siluriformes; Bagridae.